Salvelinus fontinalis (brook trout) is the source of this 4107-nucleotide messenger RNA. RefSeq names its product myocyte-specific enhancer factor 2B-like. The record is from RefSeq and is a predicted model, not a curated record. Gene Ontology annotation, molecular function: RNA polymerase II cis-regulatory region sequence-specific DNA binding; DNA-binding transcription factor activity, RNA polymerase II-specific; protein dimerization activity. NCBI's taxonomy places the organism in Eukaryota, Metazoa, Chordata, Actinopteri, Salmoniformes, Salmonidae. Gene Ontology annotation, biological process: positive regulation of transcription by RNA polymerase II. The coding region runs from base 323 to 1603 and encodes 426 amino acids. The transcript is spliced from 9 exons.
UUUACAAAUGGGCUGCAGCCAGCUGUUGCUGCUGGAAAUGUGCGCGCGGUUGAAAGGAGCGUUCCUGAAUCAUUAUCAUCUCGCAUCAGGUGGACUUUUCUAGCCACGGCACCGCGUAUUCACUUCAACGACAACGAAUAGUUCUUGAAUUAUUUAAAGACAUUCCAAAAAAUUGUAAAAUAUACACUGCUGUCAUAUUUAUCCGUCAAUACCGGCUCAAACACAGAGUAACCUACAGUUAAGAACAGGGCAGAACGUGACACCGGAGAGAUAUCAAAGAAAAGUGUUAAGCCAUCUGUCAGACACGCAGACCGUAAACACAAUGGGAAGGAAAAAAAUACAAAUCUCUCGUAUCCUAGACCAGCGGAAUCGACAGGUGACAUUCACCAAGCGUAAGUUUGGCCUGAUGAAGAAAGCGUAUGAGCUGAGUGUUCUGUGUGACUGUGAGAUCGCCCUCAUCAUCUUCAACAGCACCAACCGUCUGUUCCAGUACGCCAGCACUGACAUGGACAAGGUCCUGCUCAAGUACACAGAGUACAGCGAGCCUCACGAGAGCAGGACCAACACAGACAUACUGGAGACUCUGCGGAGGAAGGGCCUGGGCCUGGACGGGACAGAGCUGCUGGACACGGAGGAACCCAUGCAGGUGGCAGCAGAGAAGUAUGGCCCACACAGCGAGGGCAUGGACCUCUCCCUGGCCCGCCAGCGCUACUACGCCACCUCCUUGAACUCACCAGAGGCCCAGUUCCUGGUGUCUACUGGCUGUGAGAAUGGAUACCCCAACUCCUCCAACCCCAGCCCGAGCUCCCACAGACCCCUGGCCUUCAAGCCCCUGGGCCCCAGACCAGGCUCAGCCAGCCCUGCAGGGCCCCACUGCCAUGCUGCCUUCAUGUCCCCACACUCAGGUAUUGGCAACUCUAUGUUCUCCCAUGGCAACCUGAGCCGGGCCUUGGAGAUGAAGACUCCUCCCCCUUUGAAUCUGGGCAGUGAGAACCGGCGGACAGAGAGCCACCCUGGCAUGGGUGGCACACGCGCCAACUUUAGCAGUUCUAGGGGCCUACUGUACCCGGGCAUGCACCCAGGGAACCACAUGCUGGCAAUGGGGAAGACAGGUCUGCUGAGCCAUGGUCUGGGGGGCUACAGCCUCUCCUCUGCUGGACCAUCUGACUACAGUCACCCAGGUUUCUCCCAUGCUGUGAGUCUACAGCGUGGGUCAGUGAACCCAUGGCAGACAGCACAACCACAGGAGCAGCAUGUGCCUCACCUCAGCCCAGCGAUGUCCAGUGGAGGGUGCUCUUUUCCUUCUCAGUCCUCAACCCCCACCCCUCCUCCUCACCCCUCCCUCAACCUCAGCAUCAAAUCGGAGCGCUCCUCCCCGGAGCACAUCUGCUCCCCAACCUCUCUGCCCGUGCGCAACUUGAGGCAGCACUCUCCAAUGAGCACCUCCAAUUCCGCUCACCACACCCCACAAGAGCCCUACCCAGCCAAUGAGAGAGAGGAUUUCCCCAAAGGAGGUGUUCCUUACCCGGCUCAGCACGGGGCAGAGGAGAAAGGAGGGCUGCCCCUGAGGCAAUUAGAAAUCAGCGAUGGGUGGCAGAGAUAGCUGGCAGCGACUACCACACACAAAAAUCCUGCCACAUGGUUUCCAACACACAGAGAGAUGAGAAUGGGGAGAUGGGGUUCACUCGUUCACAUCAUCCCAGAGGAAAGAAAGACCCCCCUUAGAGCUGGGCUGGACUCUCCAUUGUGGGCAAUGAACAUGUGGCACUGCCUCUCUGAUCUUGAUACAGUGGGGAGAUACAGUGGGUGUGUUGUUGUGUUUGGUUGGUUUGUCUGUGUAUUGGUUCAGAGGGGUGUCAAACCACACAUCAAUGUGGUUCUCUCCUCCUGCUUGUGCUACAUCACAGAGCAGGGGUGAGAGCAUCAGUCAUUUAGCCAUAUAACUUAGAGCACAGUGUUUCAGAUUAAUACUUCACAUUCAGGUCCCCAGUUAAUGUACAUAUAUAACUUUAAUGCUUAGUUUAUCCUUGAGCUCAAAAUCAAUGAAGUGGUCAGCUCACAGGAGACCAAUUAGGGAGCAGCAAGGUUCUAUUCAUCUAUCAUGGUCUCAAUGGGCAUGGCCUCGUGAUAGUGAGUGGGAAGUUGGUCUGGAUAGGAAUUGAUCACAGAAAAACAAAAAUGUAAUCUGCACUUAUGGAUUUUUGUAUUGAAAAUCUGUGCAUUUUUAAGUCUCUCUCAGGGAUUUAGAUCAUUGGUUCCAUUAUAUAGGUUUAGUGUUGCUUUUUAUGACUAAAAUAAUACUGAGCAAAGCUGUUUGUUUUUACACUAUAUCCUGCAUAGUUUAAUUAUUUCUUUGUAGACACUGGCCUUAAUCAUGUAAAAUUAUGACAUCAAUUUAAGACCAAAGGAUAUGUAAUGUGUUUAUUUUCUUAAAUAUGAAUAUUCAAUAUAAACCAAAGUUUAGCAUCUAAUGUAUUUCAAAAAAUAUCUAAAGGCAUGUAAGAAUCAUCCAUCAGUAGUAAUCAUUAUACAUCUUCAAUCUAUUUCCCCUUGUGAACAAUUAAGGUCCAUAUUCAGUAUAACCAUUUUUUAAAGUUGAGCUUAAUAAAUAAAUGAAAAAGCUCAGGGCUGGACUACCGCAUUUGGGGUCACUGGGGAACCGACCUCCAGGUCCCCUGCUUUCCAACAUAUCUUCAAUUGAAAAAAUGUGCUGUUUUAUAUCAAAUCAAAUGUUAUUUGUCACAUGUGCUGAAUACAACAGGUGUAGUAGACCUUACAGUGAAAUAGUGCAAAUAGUCUGGGGGCAGUGCAAAUAGUCUGGGUAGCCAAUUGAUUAGCUGUUCAGGAGUCUUAUGGCUUGGGGGUAGAAGCUAUUUUGGAGCCACUUGGACCUAGACUUGGCACUCCGGUACCGCUUGCCGUGCGGUAGCAGAGAGAACAGUCUAUGACUAGGGUGGCUGGAGUCUUUGACCAUUUUUUGGGCCUUCCUCUACACCACCUGGUAUAGACGUCCUGGAUGGCAGGAAGCUUGGUCCCAGUGAUGUACUGGGCCGUACGCACUACCCUGUUUUGUGCCUUGCGGUUGGAGGCCAAGCAAAAACCUUUUGAGGAUCUGAGGACCCAUACCAAAUCUUAUAUUACAAUUCUACAUUUUGUCACGAGGCUAAGAGAAAAUGUUACAUUUUUAAAGCACAUUUUCUGCAAUUGUACACUUUUUGAUAUGGGUCAUAGAGAAAAAUGUACCGUUUUGUAGCUCAUCUCAUGCUAUUGUUCACAUUUUGCCAAGAUGUUGAGAGAAAUUUUUGCAGUUGUAAAGCAAAUUUCCUGCAAUUCUACACAUUUUGGUAUCAUAUGAUAUCUGGGGGGAGCCCGACCUCCAGGUGGCCCCCAAACCCUGCGUGCCCGUUUGGUAAUCCAGCCCUGCAAAAGCUAUUUGUUCAUGUGUGGAAAGGGAACCAUUUGAUUAAUUGUCAGUGGGACAAUGGGAAUAAGGUAUGUUGAGAAUCAGAUACCUAUCAAAGAAGCUGCGUAAGUUAACUUUUGUCUAUGAAAAAAACAAGACACUUUUUAUUGCUUGUGUGAGUUUGUGUUUUUGAUUAUUCUUUUUUUAAUGAUGUUUGUGUAUUAUGCACUGGAUUUUUGAUGUGUUAUUGUUUCAUUUAUCCAUUUUGCGUUUAAAAGUUUAAAAAAGUAUCAUGUAAAAUGAUCUUGUAUCCAUUUUGUUUCUCAUUGUGGGUUUGUGUGUACAUUGAAGUUAACGAUUUUGUCCACAAGAGGGCAACAUAUUUCACACUAUCACUCUGGAGGCAAGACAGAAUGCAGGACAGAAUCAGCCAUUAUUAGUGGUUGUUAAUUAUCUGACAAAAAUGACAGGUUCAAGCAGUAGACUGUGACGGUAUUAAGAUAAAACUACAUCAUUCGUGUAUUGAAGACAUACACAUAGCCGGUAUAUGAGCACUUCAAGUUCUGGUUGACAACAUGAAAUGAAUUUGUAUAUAUGUGUCCAUAUUGACACAAAUUACACUGAACAAAAAUAUAAACACAACAUGUAAAGUGUUGGUCCCAUGUUUCGUGAGCUGAAAUAAAAGAUCCCAGAAAUGUCUCAUA